GUUGACAGUCGAUAAUGUUGUUGUUAAUGUUAUUGUGAGAUUUAUGCUGACUUUUGGUGAAUGAAGUACGUUUAAAGACGCAUGAAACGACCACAAUGAAUACCAACCAUAGAAAGAAAAAUAAUAAGGGUGGUAGCAACACAGCUCUAGCAGCUGUCGCAUUUCAAGAUCACAUGAUGCGUAACCUUUCUCUGUCAGACCCUCUCAAGAAGAAACAAAUACAUCAUGGAGUUCCCAAGAAGCAACUGAAGGAAGUCAAGUCUGUGGUUGACUCCGGGAUGAGGCAAGAAGGAGCCAAGACGAAGGGGGCAUCCUCAGGGGCAGAGGCGAAGGAAUAUGUGCUGGACCAGAAGCCACAGCCGAUGACUCUUGCUCAGCGACUGGGGCUUGUAGAGGUUCCUGAUCAACCACUCUCCGACUUGGAUUGGAGAGAUGCUAAGAAUAAAUCCAAUCGCCGUGAUGACUCCGACCUUCCAUGUGUCAUUUGCAAAGAAGAAUUUGGCUUACAGCAACAGGUUCUGCUGUCUUGUUCUCACGUGUUUCAUCGGAACUGUCUUCAAGCAUUUGAACGUUUCACUGGAAAGAAGACGUGCCCAAUGUGCAGGAAGGAGCAAUACCAAACAAGGGUUAUUCACGAAGGUGCUAAACUCCACCGAGUUAAGUGUGCAACAAGAAUCCAGGCGUGUUGGCGAGGCUAUGUCGUGCACAGCUGGUAUCGCAAACUGAGGCAAACUGUACCACCCAAAGAUCCAAGACUACGAAAGAAAUUCUAUGAAGAAAAGCUCCAGAUGAUAACAGAGAGACUAUUGCGAUCGUUUGACACCAAAGUUGAUGCCUUCUUGGCCGAGAUGGAUCGCUCAAUCACAGCGAGCAGAGAUGUCUUUAAAAAUCUUGAAGCAUCGACCCUCCGCACAAUAACACCAGAAGAAUGGGAUGGCAUUCAACUUAAGGCAGUUGAGAGAGGCAAAACCGAGUGUCCCAUAUGCAUCAUGCCGUUACAUUCACAAGACUCAGCUCAGGGUGACGCACAGACUCCAAGGCGGACGGUGCUGCUUUCCUGUACCCAUGUAUUCCAUCGUGUGUGUCUGGAAGCAUUUGAGGAGCUUGCCUUGGCACAGACCAAAGUCUGCCCUGUCUGCAGAGCCGGUUACCAGAAGAGAACUCUUUAAAGACACUGGAUCAUGGACACUUUUGGUAAUUACUCAAAAUAACUGUUAGCAUAAAAACUUAUCUGGU
Asterias rubens (European starfish) is the source of this 1236-nucleotide messenger RNA. Its product is annotated as RING finger protein 32-like. Bases 96 to 1169 code for a protein of 357 amino acids. The transcript has 9 exons. Gene Ontology annotation, molecular function: protein binding. The record is from RefSeq and is a predicted model, not a curated record. NCBI's taxonomy places the organism in Eukaryota, Metazoa, Echinodermata, Asteroidea, Forcipulatida, Asteriidae.